ACCACUGAAGUACCGUCAGUAACUACUACGGGAACAACAGUACCAGGUGUCACAACAACAAGCCCUGAAACAACUACAUCUGCUCAAACAACACAAAUUAUUGGGACAACAACAGAAAUUCCAGAAACAACAGUUGUUGUAGUCACAGAAUCAAAACAAACAUCAACUGUUGUUACACAACCUAGUAUUUUGAACACAACAUCUAUUGUGUCCUCAACUGUCACUUCAGGAGCGACAAUUAAGGGUACAACUUCCAUUGGCCCAAUAACACAGACACUUCCAGGCAGCAUAACUGUGUACACUACCAGACCAGCCAUAUCCACAGUUGUAUCUACACCACCUCUAUUAACCACAACUCCAACAUUGUGUUCCUGCAUUUUCAAUGGGACUGCACAUUAUUCUGGGGACCUUGUGUACAAUAGGACUGAUGGCUUAGGCUGGUGUUACAUUGCAUAUUGCAGUGCAUCUUGUAAAAUUGAGACAGAAUCCAGACCAUGUCCCACAACACCGAUACCCAGCACAACCGCACGUUCCACCACUACAGAGGCCUCAGUGUCUUCCUCUCCAUCAACAACCCCAUCUACAACUACCACUGACUGCAGUGAUAUGAAUUCAACAAGAAAGGAUGGAGAGUCCUGGAAGGUCAGCAACUGCACCACAGCUACUUGCACCAAAGGCAAGAUCACAACGACACCCACUGUCUGUCCCGAUGUACAAGAACUCAUCUGUGUAAAUGGACGCAAACUCGUCAAAGUCUAUGACGACGACGACGAAUGCUGCUUUCACUAUGAAUGUGAAUGUGUGUGCAAUGUCUGGUCUGAAUACCACUACCUGACUUUCGAUGCAAAGUCUUACAAGUUCAAGGAGAACUGCUCUUACUACCUGGUCAAAGAGAUUAUUACUAAAUAUAACCUGACUAUAAUAGUAAAUAACCAUGACUGUGAUGCUUCGAACAGCACAUUCUGUCCCCAGGCUCUCAUUGUAACAUACGGAUCCUACACGGUAGUUUUGACUCAGUUGGAGACUUCAGGAACAGCAUCUAAUGUGGUGUAUGUGAAUCAGAAACGGAUCUAUCCGGCCUACCAAAAUUCUGUUCUACGAGUCACAAGCACAGAUAUGGUGAUCACAUUGGAGAUACCUGAGAUCAACACAAAAGUGCUCUAUAGGGACUCGGCAAUCAUUAUUGACCUUCCUAUGUCUUUCUUUGGUGGAAACACUGAAGGACAGUGUGGGACCUGUGACAACAACCCGGACAACGACUGCCGUUCUCCAAACGGCCAGGUGGAAAGCUGCUCAGACUCUGCAGGCCAGUGGAAUGUCCCGGGUCGGCCCUGUGUGACCCCCACAACGCCUUCAGCUACGACCACUUCAAACCCACCUCCCUCAACAACACCGUCACCUUGCAAACCUGCCAUUUGUGAUGUCCUAACCAGCAGUGUUUUUGCACCUUGCAAUGGAGUCAUACACCCCGGUCCAUUUGUGGUAUCCUGUAGGGAUGAUAUUUGCAACAGCAAUGUCAUUGACUGCACCAGCCUGCAGGCCUAUGCCACUCAAUGCUCUGAGGCAGGAGUCUGUAUAGACUGGAGGAAUGCAACCAAUGGGCAGUGUGAGUUCAAGUGUCCAAGUAACAAGGUGUACAUGGCCUGUGGCGCCCUUGUAGAGCCUACAUGCAAUGACAGAUACAACCAAAAGUUCCAGGCAGACAGCCAGGCAUCCUCUAACAACACUAUGGAGGGUUGUUUCUGUCCUAAUGGCACCAUCUUAUUCAACACAGUCCAUGACACAUGUGUUCCCUCCUGCGGUUGUGUUGGACCUGAUGGAGAACCCAAACAGCCUGGUGACACAUGGACAAGUGGCUGCAACACCUGUGUUUGUGACAUCGAUUCCAUGAGCAUCCAGUGUGAGCCUGAUCAAUGCCCAACAAAACAGAGCCCCAACUGCAGCAAACCUGGCCAGCAGCUGGUCAACAAAACAGAUGACUGCUGCACAACACAGUCUUGUGAGUGCAACGUAAACCUGUGUCCCCCUCCUCACACCUGCCCGCUGGGGUUCCAACUCAACGUCAUGAACGGCACCUGCUGCCAAUACUACGAGUGUGUUCCUAAAGUCGUUUGUGUCUACAACAUGACCGAGUACAAGCCUGGUUCCAAGAUACCAACACCAACAACACAAACCCCAUCAGAACCACCAACAGAAGUACCAGCAAUACCAGAACAACCGUCAGGGGCCACAACAGCAGCAUCAGGAGCGGGAGGAACAACAUCGGGACCUUUAACAGAGGAGUCCCCAUCAGAACCACCAAUAGAAGUACCAGCAAUACCAGAACAACCGUCAGGGGCCACAACAGCAGCAUCAGGAGCGGGAGGAACAACAUCGGGACCUUUAACAGAGGAGUCCCCAUCAGAACCACCAACAGAAGUACCAGCAAUACCAGAACAACCGUCAGGGGCCACAACAGCAGCAUCAGGAGCGGGAGGAACAACAUCGGGACCUUUAACAGAGGAGUCUUUCAAUCCCAAAGCCUGCCAGAAUUGUUACUGUGGCUCACAAAUGAAUCCCACCACCAAGCUAAACAUCAUUACUUGCAAACCUAUUGUCUGCAACACAGACUGCCCUAAAGGUUAUGAAUAUCAGACUACAGCUGAUAAGUGCUGUGGUACGUGUGUUCAGAAGAGCUGUAUUUUCACCACACCUGAAAACACAACGUACAUCUUUGAGGUCAACAACACAUUUGUACCACCUAAUGACAAGUGUGUGCAAUAUGAAUGUGAGAACAUCAACGGACAGCUUAUUAUUAAGAAGACCAAGACCAUAUGUCCUCACUUUAACCCCUUGGACUGUGAACCUGGUACCGAGACAACAGACGCUAAAGGAUGCUGCACAACCUGCUCGCCGCAGAACAUCUGUGAGGUCCAGAGUAAGCAGACCGUCAUCGAAGUCAACGACUGCAAGAGCACGCAGCAGGUCACCAUGACGUCCUGUGCUGGACACUGUGGAAGCUCCUCCAUAUAUUCUGCAGCAGCUAACACGAUGAUGCACCAGUGUGAGUGUUGCCAAGAGGCCACCAUCAGUUCGAAGCAGGUGGAGCUGACCUGCGCCAACGGCUCCAAGGUCCAGCACAUCUACACGGUGGUGGAGACGUGCCAGUGCAGCAAGGCAGAGUGUGUGUCGGGGACAACGUCCAAACCACAGCGCCGCAGGAGACGCUGAUCCUACUGGACUGAAACCUUGCAAACAUUAUGCAAGACUUAACUUUCCUAUUCUUGUCAGGUUUCAGUAUUCAUAGCUCAACUUGUUACUCUUUCUUCAUUUUAGGACUUCAUGGAUAAUCCUUAAUAAAAUUAUAUUUCUGCAAUAUGA
This is a messenger RNA of Cyclopterus lumpus (lumpfish), 3360 nucleotides long. RefSeq names its product intestinal mucin-like protein. The transcript has 19 exons. Gene Ontology annotation, cellular component: extracellular region; extracellular matrix. The record is from RefSeq and is a predicted model, not a curated record. Lineage: Eukaryota; Metazoa; Chordata; Actinopteri; Perciformes; Cyclopteridae. Bases 607 to 3210 code for a protein of 867 amino acids. Gene Ontology annotation, molecular function: hormone activity.